Messenger RNA from Ornithodoros turicata, 1395 nucleotides. RefSeq names its product speckle-type POZ protein-like. Gene Ontology annotation, biological process: regulation of proteolysis; proteasome-mediated ubiquitin-dependent protein catabolic process. Bases 127 to 1278 code for a protein of 383 amino acids. NCBI's taxonomy places the organism in Eukaryota, Metazoa, Arthropoda, Arachnida, Ixodida, Argasidae. The record is from RefSeq and is a predicted model, not a curated record. Gene Ontology annotation, cellular component: cytoplasm; nucleus. The transcript is spliced from 2 exons. Gene Ontology annotation, molecular function: ubiquitin protein ligase binding.
GACGACGAGGCAGCCGCGUCCGCGAGCCACGCUCCUCAAACUUCGUCUUCACGGCUGGCCACCAGCCUGCAAUAAAUCAAUUUGCUUUUGGAAUAUCAGGAGUGCGCCUCGGUCUCCUCAGUUCGAAUGCCUUUCUGCGAAUAUUCCAGCUGGCCAUCGGAGCCUUGGCAUAACCCUAUCUACUGUGUGAUUUUGCCCGAGGACAAUGAGCACAGUGUACCGGGCAUUGGAAGCGAUGUUCUAACACACACCUACAGCUGCAGAAGAUUGAAGAGGGAAACCUGUGUCCACACGUGGGUAAUCGAAGACUUCAGCCUUCGAUUGGGUUCCCGUGACGAUUUCGUAGAGAGCGAUAAGUUUUCUCCAGAUGCUGAUAGUGAAUGGUGUCUGAGACUGUACCCAUGGAGCAAGGACAAUUUCUACGAUACGGUGUUCCUCGAGCUGGUGUUUCUCGGCACUGGGACUGCUGUGGCCAAAGGACAGUUCUGGAUAGUCAGUGGUAACGGGAGAACGGUGAGAAAAUGUGACAUGCUUAUUCGAAAGUUCACGCCAGAGAUCGACGCAUUCAGCGUGUGGCUCGGCGAGAAAAAAGAUUUUCUCGACACAGCCAAAGGACUACUGGUCGACGAUGUUCUUACCCUGUCGUGCGAAUUGACCACAGUCAAGGACACUGGUAUUUCUAUGGCCUGCACCUUACGAAAACCGCUGGAGGGACCGACUCUUAAAGACGACGUCAGCAGAUUCUCGGAGAACACGGACUUCACCGAUUUGACCAUCGUUGCGGAAAACAAAACAUUUCGCGUGCACAAGGUACUUUUAGCUGCGCGGUCACCCGUGUUUCAUGCGAUGUUCAUGAACGACAUGAAAGAAAAGCAGGAGAGCCUCGUAGAAGUAAAAGACCUGUCUGCAGAUGUCGUCAGGGAAAUGCUAACUUUCGUGUACACGGACGAAGCACCCAACCUGUGCAGUAUGGCCUGCGACCUUCUUCAAGCGGCGGACAAGUACGACUUGGAAAGGCUCCGCUCGAUGUGUGAAGAGCAAAUCGCUCUGUGCCUCACAGCUGAUACGGCCGUCGAUGCCCUCCGUUUGGCUGACAGGACUAACGCCGCUCAUUUAAAACGCGUUGCCACCCACUACAUCAACACGCACGCGGACGACGUCAGGAAAUCCGACGGCUGGGAGGCAAUGAUAGAGGAGGAGCCUCACCUUCUUGAAUGCAUCUACAGCGCCAUGUUUGAAGAGAAAGUGAGCAUAAAGCCGGAGGAAGGUUGGGAGUGACUCGCUGCUUUCGAGGGCUCUGAACAAGCACGAAAUACAUUUUGCGCGUGGAACUCUUUCACCAAAUACCUUCACACAUAUACCAGAAGUGGUCAAUGAAGGUCUUUCUAGAAUGCA